AUGGAGUCUCCUGUUUCCACACCCGCCCCUCCCCCACUGCAUUUACUGGCAGCAGGUAUUAACAGUAAUAUAUCUUCACCGUGUGAACAGAUCAUGGUGCGGACACGUUCUGUUGGGGUCAACACCUGUGAUGUGGCACUGGUGACAGAACCAGAAUGUUUAGGACCAUGUGAGCCAGGGACCAGUGUCAAUCUGGAAGGAAUAGUCUGGCAGGAAACAGAAGAUGGUAUGCUUGUGGUGAAUGUGACAUGGAGAAACAAAACUUACGUGGGCACACUGCUGGACUGCACACGACAUGACUGGGCCCCACCCAGAUUUUGUGAAUCCCCCACUAGUGACCUGGAGAUGCGAAAUGGUAGAGGUCGUAGCAAGCGGAUGCGUCCACUUAUCAACAUCCCUGUGAGUGAGAACAGUGUUACUCCAGACAUGAAGAAUUCCAUCAACAAAACAAGAACAGCAGCAAAUAGCAAAGGGCGUCGUGGCAGCCAGAACUCUUCUGAUCGCCGUACACCUCCUAACAGUACAGCAGAAGACGUUAAAGCCAGCCCUUCUUUGGUGAAUAAGCGCAAAAAUAAAGCUGCUUCUGACAUGGAACCAAAUUCUAGCUCUGAGGACUGCAAGGGAAGCAAGCGUGUGCGUACAAAUUCAAACAGCAGUGCCCCUCAGCUUGGAGCACUCAAAGUGGAGCCUUCUGUACUUGACAGAAAUUGCCCUUCCCCCAUACUUAUUGACUGUCCUCAUCCAAAUUGUAAAAAGAAAUACAAGCACAUUAAUGGACUUCGAUACCACCAGGCUCAUGCCCAUACUGAUGAGGAAUGUAAAUUGGAAGGGGAUGUGGACAGUGAGUAUGGUGAAGAUUCUCUGCUCCCUUCAGAAACUGGUAGCUGCAAUGGUGCUGUGAUCUCUCAGAAGGACUCUGUGUCACCAGGCAGAUGUGUGACACCCAAAGUGCGAGCCUUGGAGGUACACAGUCCUUCACCCUCAGCAAAAUGUAGCACUAAGAAUUUAGCCAAGAAGAAGGUUUUGGAGGGGGAUACUGAUUCAGGGGGAAUAUUUAAUGAAGGUUCUGAUGAAGGACCCUGCUUAGCAGAUGAUACUAGUAAUGAUGGUGAAGAUUCACUGGGAGUCCUUUUACUGGAAAAGGAUCAGUCGAAGAAAAUGGGUGGUGCAAAACCAGAGAAACUUCUUCAAAAAUCAUUAAAAGCUGCUCGACCCAUUGCACCAGCUAUCCCACCCCAUCCUAUGUAUAUCCCAACCGCCACUUUCACAACUGCAAGCCCGGGUUCCUCUUCUGGUUUGACCACCACUGUGGUUCAGCCAAUGCCCAAAAGUCCACAACUCAAGCCUAUCCAACCAAAACCCACUGUGAUGGGAGAACCAUCCACUGUCAAUCCAGCACUAACCCCAACAAAAGAAAAGAAGAAGAAAGAAAAGAAGAAAAAGGAAACUAAAGACAUGGAAGGUCUCAUCCCACAAGUGAAAGGUGCCAAACCUGAGGAUGGAAGAAGUCCCUUUAGGGACACUUCUGGUGACCUUAACAUUAAAAGUGAGACACUCCUGAAUGGUAGUUCUGACUCGCAUCAUAGCCGUUUAGCAAGUAUGAAAGCUGAGGCAGACAAGAUAUAUAGCUUUACUGAUAAUGCUCCAAGCCCAUCUAUUGGGGUGUCAAGUAGGCUGGAAGCAGGUAACUUGGGACAGCCAAUGACCCCCCUGCAUAUUGCAACACAGAAUGGAGCUGACAGUGGAUCUGUGAAAACUAACAGCCCUGCCUACUCAGAUAUUUCUGAUGCUGGGGAGGAUGGAGAAGGGAAAUCAGACAGUCUAAAGACUAAAGAUUCUGAGCAAGUGGGUAAAGAGGGUGCCAAAAAAGCUCUCUUCCCUUCCCAAACUCCAAAUAAAGAAUCUCCCUACUACCCAAGUUUUGAAUCAUAUUACUCUCCCAGCUAUGCACAACCCAGCCCUGGAGGCACAAACUCUGCUGUUCAGCAAGGAGGUGAUGUCCAGGCCACAAAAGUCAGAAAGGAGGAAGAACAGGACAGUACAGAAGUGAAAGUCAAAACUGACAUUUCAGAUGACAAAAAGGUAGACAUUGGGAAUUCCAGUCAGCAGCCUUCGGUAAUUCAACAGCGUUCUAAUGCUUACAUGCAAUCCCUGUAUUACAAUCAAUAUGCUUAUGUGCCGCCGUACAGCUACAGUGAGCAGGGCUACCAUGCACACUUAAUGAGUAACCCUGCCUACCGGCAGCAGUAUGAGGAACAGCAGAAACAAAGACAGGUUUUAGAACAGCAUCAACAACACCCUCAACAGCAGCACCACCAGCCACAACCACAGCAGCACCAGCAACAGCAACAUCACCAACAGCAGCAGCAGCAGCAACAACAGCACCACCACCAACAGCAAAGAGGCAUGGACAAAAAGCUUGAGCUUGGGAUGAAAGACAGGGAGGUGGGUAUCAGGGAAGAAUGGAAGCAGAAGGCCUCAGUGCCUCCCACCCUUACUAAAGCUCCAAGUCUCACAGAUUUGGCUAAACCCAUUGCUGCCAAACCCAAAGACUCUUCAACUGAGCUAGCCAAAUCUGUUAUAAUACCCAAGCUGGACGAUCCUGCCAAAGGUCAUGCUCAGCAGUCUGAGGGACUGAAGUCUAAACACAGUGAGUGUGUUCAUUUGGGUAAAGAAACAUCUGAAGUAAAACUGGGAGUAGAAUCUGCCAGACAGACAGGAAUUGAUCCAGCAAUGUGGUACAGACAGCAGGAGGCUGAUGCCAGGAUGUGGUCAUAUGUGUAUCCAUCGAAAUACUCUGAUGUGCAGAAAGCUGAGGAUGAAAGGUGGAAGGAUGAACGGGAAAGGAAGGUGAAAGAGGAUAGAUCUCGCAGCAAGGAAGGGACUUCUAAGGAGGAAGGAAAAGAAAGCACAAGUACAGAUCCCCGCCCAAGUUCCACAGAAGAGUGUCGCCAAAUGGGGAAAGACUCUAGAACUAAUGUUCAUGUCCCUGUAUCUUCACCACUGACUCAGCACCAGUCUUAUGUUCCUUACAUGCAUGGUUACCCCUAUAGCCAAACAUAUGAUCCCAACCACCCUGCUUACCGGGGAAUGCCAUCUGUGUUGAUGCAGAAUUAUCCAGCACCCUACCUCCCACAAGGCUACGCAUUCUCACCAUUUGGAGCAAAGGUUUCUGGGAAUGAAGAUGGAGAAAAGGCAAGGUCCAGCCCUAGCAUGAGUAGUAAACCAGGCUCUGAAUCCAAGGCGUUAGACCUCAUUCAGCAACAGCACGCCAGCCACUACAAGAGCAAAUCCCCCACGACAAGUGAAAAAGUAGGCCAGGACAGAGACAGAGGAGGGGGAGGUGAUAGAGGAGCAGAACGACCACGUUCCUCCUCCUCCUCCUCCUCUACUUCUCAGCGGUUGAUACCAUCCCAUCAUUUGGGAUAUUCACUUAUAACUCCAGGGCAGUACGACUUGGCAUAUGCAGCAGGUCUUUCCUCACCAGCCAUUGUUGCCAGCCAGCAGAAUUCUGCCCCAUCACUUUAUCCCCCAACAAGGAGGUGAGACAGGAAGCUACCAGAUUCAGUGGCCUCAUCCUUCAUGUCAUGUGACUGGAUCACGUGAAGAAGCUCUGUAUAUUUACUAGACAUCAGUUGAAUGGUGUUUGUUUUCUUAAAACUUUGGGAAGAUGUCACUUAAAUCACUCUUUCCCAUGUCUGAGUCUCCUAAUUUUGACUUCAUGAAGCUGAGAGCAGGCACUAUGGCGACCACAGCACAAGAGAAAGCUUGUUACACAAUCUCCGUGGCUGACACAUCUGACAGGUCAGCUGAAAUGGUGACCACCUCAGGCAGAAUUGCUGAUCAUAGCAUCAUACCCAGUAAUGGAACAAACAAAAAAGAUUGGUUUGGAAACUAGCAUGGAUUCUAUUUGGUCUGAGCUUUGAGGCAAGUCACUGCUCUGCACUGGGUUUUAUAGGGUGCCUGUUUGUAUUUGCUCUCUCUUUUACCUUGAGAUAUCUGCUAGCUGCUUAAGUCUUUAUUAGACUGUAAUGUUUUUGGGACAUCAACACAAGGGUUUAAUUUACUUGAAUCUACAAAUGACAUCAUUAUGCAAGGUGAAGUGCAGUUGCAGGAAGUAAAAGUUCUCCAAAGGACUGGACUUAACUGUUUUACUUGUUAGUAACUGCUGCAGUACAGAUGGUAAUGCAGAGAUGUAUGGUAGGAAAAGAUUCUUGGCAUUUGUGUGCCAUGAGCAGCCAAAGGUAAAAGUAAUGCUUAGUAUUCUAGCUGUGAAAACAUUGUAGAAAACAAUGGAAAUUCAUGGAUAUCAGACGUAGAAGCUUCAAGUGUGCAGAUGUGUGGUAUAGAAUUUACAUAACACUUCAGCAGAACUUCUAGAAACAUUUAAGUAUAGAAUGCCAAGUUCUACAGCCAAGUAGUGCUUCUGAUGUUAGAACAUGGGUUAAGUGAACUUUGCAGGAAUCAAGUUUUGAAGUCCAAUUUUUUGAUUUCCUCUGGUUCUUUUUUUUUUUUUUUUUUUUUGCCUUUAAGACUUCUGCUGACACUGUUGCAUCUUAUGUGGCAAAGGCAGAGCAGAACCGUGUUUUGUGAUUGGUGUGCCUUACUGUACUUUAUAAAAUCCAGCUCCAGCUAUACUGUUUUUGUUUUUCUGAUUGUGUUACCUUACUUGCUACUCAGGUAAUGCUAGGUUUCUUUUCUUGUUCGGCAUGUGAGUCAAGGCUGUGACAUACAGCAAGAACACCUGAACUUAGCAUUUUUUGUCAAAUCAUCAGAUGGUAAGGACAGUGGAGAAAAGGGUAUAUUUUUCUUCAGGAAGUUAGUUCCUUCCACAAGCCCCUCUGAAAGGGAGAAGCACAGUGAUUUGUAUAUGAUUAUGGCGAGGUCCACAAUGCUUUUAUAUACUGUUAUGGUUUCUUCACAUAGACAAGUUGCCUCACAAACAAAGGGGGUAGAAAGAGGGAGAGACAUAUUGCUGGAUACUCUGCUUAAUGUUGACCUCCUUGUACUAUUUUUAUCCUCCUGUUUUUUAUGGUGAUCUAAACCUCUUCCUGAACUUGAUUUACUAUUGUUAAAGAGAGAAGUCUAUCCACUGUAUCACAUCUUUCCAAUUUGCCAUUUUUCUCAUCCUGCCAAAAGCCAGUUGUGUUGUGCUGAGUGUUAUCCCAUUAGAUUUUAAGUAACUCUUCCCUUGGUAUGAAAUGGGUAUCAGGACGUUUAUAUGGUGUUUGGACAUCUUUUAGUGUUAUGUUUUGUGGAGGAACACCUAUGGUUAUUUGUCUUUGACAUUUUAUUUAUUUAUUUAUUUUUUUACUCUUAGCCAGCAGCCAUUGUAGGCUUGAUAGCUUUACAAGUCCUUGGUUUUCAAGUCAAUGUUACCUGUGACCUGCCACUAGAUAUUUCCCACUGACUUCUGUGAGAUGAGCUGUCCCUGGAUGCUCUGUUCUAUUUACACAGUGAUUUUCCGUCAAAACUGUUCACUACCACACCCCAGUCACCCCAAGUACAGAUAAAUAUUCGAUCUCUGUGAGAUGAGAAUGGGCUAAAGUUGGUUAAAAUGUUCCUUGUAUGACUGGUAAUGAUUAAUGCUUCAUAAAACUGUAAUGGCUGAUAUUCAAAGCUGUCUGACAAAGUCAAGUCAGGUCCAGUAGUUUCACUUCACAAGUGGUUUGUGACAUGACGUGAAGUAUUUAUUUUGCAGAUUCCAUACAUCUGAUGCAUUGUUUUGCAGUUUCAGGUAGUGUGACAAUCUAAUUGCACUGUUUCAAGUGACAAUACUUCUUGUCAUAGUACUGUGUCUUGAUUUCUUUCAACCACAAAGCUCUGACAUUAGAUGUUUUGCUAGUGAGCAGGACUCUGAAUAGAUUGUUUACAAAUAUGAGCUUUUAGCAGUCUCCCACCAGCUAUUUAAAAUGCUGAAAAUGGCCACAUAAUUGUUUAAGUCCCAUUGACGUAUUGUGCUGUUCUAUUUCAAUACAAAUUUAUUAUGAUCAUUGUUUGAAAGCUGUUUUUCAUAGAGUAGGAGCAUUCUAGUCUUUCAAGAGCAGACUUCUUUUUUUUUUUCUCCCAUUAACCUACAGCUGCCCUUUAAAACAUAAAAAAGCAGUUCAAGGAGACAAGUUUAUCAUAAGUAAUUGCCACUACAUCUCUUCACUAGAGAUGAGUUCCCCCCUUUGUUACUGAAUUAUCCGUAAGUCUGAGUGGCUGGAAGAUAUGACCUGCUAGGACUCUGGUACAUAAUUCAUUUGGUUGUCCCCAGCUUCUUUCUCUAUGUUAGUCACAUUGAAUUCCUUGCGUUUGGCCUUAAAUAUCAUGUUCAUAAAAGGCACAUGGAUGCAUAACUACACCUGAUUCUUGGUCUGUGAGCCUAGCCAUUCCUUGUGGCAGUAGGUAUUCAUAUGUCUAUUUCCCAUGAGCUAAAAUAAGUAUGAGGCUACAUAUAUUUAUGUCCUGUAACUCUAGAGAGGAACUGUGUUCCAGAUACCAUCAGACCUUUCAUCACUGCACUUAACAUUUUUCUCAUAUUGUCUGUUGCAGUGUUAAAGCAAGACUGAUAUUUUUUCUUUUCUAAUGUAGACAUAGUACUGCUAUUUCCAGCAGAAGACAUGUGGCUUACCGUAACUGCUGCUUUAGUUUUUAUUUUUUCUUCUUUUUUUUGCAUAUUUCUCAGGUAUUGUUAAGUGUGCUGAAGUUUUGUCAGCAGCGUUAUUUUACAGAAAAUACCUUGCAGUGAUAUUGAUUAGUUUUGUUUGCCCACACCUGAAAUAAGUACAUAGCCUGUAAGUUAAAGUUUAUGAUACCCCAGAAGUUAAAUCCAUGUGUCAAAUAUUGCAUUUCAAAGUAUACUCUUCAUUUGUAUGUAUUAAUAUUAGUGAAUACCAGUUGUCACAGCGUGGAAUUUAGUCCUUAACUGCUUUCACUGAGGGGUUGUAAACUAACAGAAAACAUGAAAAUCAGAUAAUUUAUUAUUAAUGUAGAUAAUGAUUAGAGCAACUUAAGACUAAACGAGAAUGCAACAGCUCAGAUAGGGUAUUAUGUACACAACAAUGACCGUAUUCAUGUAAGAGAAGGUGUUGAGUACAAAAAAUGAUCACGCUCUGAUUAAAGUUAUUAAAAAAAUUCACCAGGUAAAAAACUCACGUGCUGGUAGGCAUUUUAAUGAGUUAAAUAACUCUUUCCCAGCUGCUGGCAGGGCUUGAUCACCAUUGCCUAAGGGUGGAAGUCAAAAGGAAAAUCAAAUGCAAGACAGUCUUUUCAACUAAACAAGCAAACCAACGUUUGUGUUUCUUGAUCAGCAUAAGUAAUUUUCUCACGUUUAAUGUGCUUAAGAGCCACACUUAAUGCCACAGAUUCAGUGCCGUGAUUAAGCACUGUGUCAGAUCUGACUUUCAAACACUGCUGUCUUGAAUGGGACAAGGCAGCCCUACACAGCUAGCACUACAGGCAUGAUAAGCCUCAUAGUGGGACUGUGGGAUCUGUGCUGUCAGCAAUAAUGUUUAAAAAAAAAAAAACCCUCGACCAGCACUUAUCAUGAAACCUUUGAAGGAAGUUAAAACAGAGCCUUUAGAAAGUCAGCUGUAAAUAGUAAAACCAGUAAUAUGAACCAUUUAUGUUGGUCGGUUAUUUUUAAUUUAAAGAAACAAUUGGACUACUCAGGUUCAAAGUGUCAAACUUCAACAUAUAUAAAGAAGAUUUUUCUAGAUUUUGAAGAUUCAGACCUGGAGUUCUUUCUUUGCUUGACAAAGUGUUUGGAAAUUUGUCCAUCAAUACCAUCGUAGGCAACCUCCAGUGUUGCAGUAUGUACCAACUUUGGUAUUUUUCAGUCUUUAUUAUAUUUUUUGCAUUGUUUUAUGAUUUCUAGUAAAAAUGAAAAAUAUGGAGAAACACAGCAGGAACUAUAAAUCUGUUUUGAUCCGGUUAGCGCUUUUCACAUCAGAGAUGCUUCUUCAGAUCAUAAAUUUCAUCAAAACUGAGUCAACUGUAUAUACACCCUUACUAUGAAUUAAGACAUCAUUUA
Molecule: messenger RNA, 8017 nt
Organism: Protopterus annectens (West African lungfish)
Lineage: Eukaryota; Metazoa; Chordata; Ceratodontiformes; Protopteridae
Gene: ZNF609
Product: zinc finger protein 609
Exons: 8
Coding region: 1-3546 (1181 amino acids)
Biological process (GO): regulation of transcription by RNA polymerase II
Cellular component (GO): nucleus
Source: RefSeq, a predicted model, not a curated record